AUGUUGGAUCUGGACCUAGACUGUGGCCAGGACGAGUGCGGCGGCCCGGGACCACCUCCGGAGUUUCUGAUUCCUCCGCCGCCGCGGCCUCCCUUCCUGGCGGAACUGGCCAACUGCAACGAGGACGGGGCGGGCGGGGCGGUCGCGGCGAUGCUCGGAGGUCCGGGGGCCGGUCCGUUCGGGGCGAUCGCCGACGGGGCGGCCAUGUGCGAGGCGAUACCGAUCCUCGACGCGAGCUACCACAGCAGUCCAUCGUUCCAAACGUCCGCCGUGAUAGUGCUCAGCUCGGUGCUGCUGCUGUUGGUCAUCUUUAUCUCGUCGUUACUAGUGUGGAAACACAAGCGGAAAGUGCAGAACUUCCUGCCGUGCAAGACGCCAACCCGCGGCGGUCCGCCGCACCAUCUGGACGCAACAGGUGUGCACUCGGCGGCGCACUCGGUGACGUACGAGGACCCGGACGUCCACCUGGGGCACCACCCGCUGGUGAUGCGGCAUCAUCACCAUCACCACCACCAUCACAACAUGGAGCAACUGCACCACCCCAAGCAGCUCCACUACCCGAGCGGCUACCCGAUGCCCCGCUCGCCGCCCCUCUUCAUCUGCUCCUCGCCGGGCCCGGACCCGUACCGCUCGCACGACAACGUGUACGAAGAGCUGGAACAUCCGGCGGCGCCGUCGCCACCGGGCGUGAACGCGACCACUGCCGACAGUGACUCCGAACCCGGUGGUCUGGUCAACGGUGGCAUCGCUGCAAUCCACUCCGACGACGACUUUGCCGAGGACGAGUUGAGCUUGAACGGCGAGCAGCAGCAACAGCAGCAGCAGCGGUCCUUCCACAAAUCGACCGAUGUUGGCACGGGGACUGCUGCGACGGCGACGACGGUGGCCACAAUCUACCACGAAAGUGGUGGGGAUUUGGAGCGAAACCGGACGGAGCGCAACUCGCUGCUGUCGUGUUCGGGGUCGUCGUCGGCAGGGAAUGACCACGGGGGGACGGUCAACAAUAGGAAUUCGAGCUCGAGUGCGGAAGGGGCGAGCAGUUCUUCGAGCGGGAACAACAACACGGCGGCGGCGAGCACUAAGGUUAGUCACAACCCGGGCGGAGGUUUUUUCCGUUCUAGGAAGCAAGCCUCGACGCUGGGCAGCGGUCGGGGCAAGCGCCACGUUCCGGCGGAUCCGCCCUGCGAGAUGGGCAUGACGCCGAUGGCGUACGACGAGCGGGCCAUGAUGACGCUGCCGCCGUCGUACGCGGCCAACCAUCCGGCCCACCUGAACAGCAUCAACAACAACAUCCACAACAGCUGUGUGAGCAAUAGCAAUAGUUUGAACAAUAACGUAAGAAGCAAUUACUACAGCACGAUCGACGACGAGGCCGAGGUCGAGCGGCGGAACCGCAUCAACGCGCAGCUGUCGGCCGGUACCGCCGUGUCCACCAUCUUCCGGGGAGGUCGACCUCCGUACAGCAACAAUCACCACAGCCAUCACCAGCAGCAGCAGCCCAGCAGUCGAUCCCGGACCAACCCGCGCUCUCUAGACCGGCGGAGAUAUCUCCAAAACAACAACCCCCCGCCGCUGACGACCCCCAACGGGAACUCGGCGCAAGACCCCUCCCAGUACAUCUACCACGAGCCCGUCUUCCACGAGGGACUCAUCUACGACGGGUGUCUUUCGUACAGUGACCGCAGCAGCGGCGGCAGCACCGGUCCACCCUACCCGUACGCCCUCCCAGCGCCGUUCACGACCUUCCGGAACGGGCCCAACUCGGCCGUCCCCAACCAGGUCAUCUACUCCCGGGACAGCAGCUUCGGGUCCGACUCGGGCUACAGCCAGCACACGCAGGCCUCCAACCGAAGCGGGAACGCCAACUGGACCCGGAACCGACUGCCGCCGUCCCUCAACCGGCCACCCCUGUGCGAACCCCACGCGGCCCGGGACUCUUGAGACAAGGAGGAAUCGGCUACUGCGGCGCUAACGCUCGCCGUCCGGCGGCUCGUUUACGGCAAGAUUCUGAUUUGAGAGCGACCGGGACUCAAGUGAAACCAACCCCCGGUGGACGACCCCCCCAUUUACAAAAUGUGAUUUUAAUUUAUAAAACAAAAAGUCCUCUUUUGUGUACAGAAAAAAAAACGUGUGUAAAUAGUUACGAUUAGUCCCCCCCUUCAAGAAAGACUGUUGACUUAGAUAAGUUUUUGAAAGCCUCCCCUCGCAACUUGCAACAAAUCGCGAUGCGAUGCUCUUCAGAAUUACAGUAAACAAAAAAAAGCUACCCUAACUUAUGAAAAUGAAAACAGUGAGCGCGAGGCGGCGUGUAAACAUUAGCAGUAGUACUUAACCUCGAAACAAUCAACAAUAAAGAGAAAAUAGAACGAGAUCAAAGAGAGAGCACAACUAUGAAUCCUAAUUCGAGAUAACAUAAAUAAAACAAAAAAAUAAAGUCAAAUCAAAACCCUGUUCAAAUCGAAUCAGAAGAACGUAACUCCAGUGGUUGUAAUUACAUUUUAAUGAAAGAAAAUUUGAGGAAAAUGAACAAAGUCGUCUUUAUCGGAAAAACUGUAAAGAAAUGCCGUAAGGUUAUUAUUUUCUGUUUACAAAAGCGGAAGUAAUAAAGUUUCAAACUUGCCUUUAUUUUUCCAAACCAAAAAAUAUAUACAAUUCAAAAAAUGUUUUUGAUUCCUCAGUUUAAGGGAUCUCUGGACAAAUAUGACGAUUGAUAAUUAAUUCUUG
Culex quinquefasciatus (southern house mosquito) is the source of this 2724-nucleotide messenger RNA. RefSeq lists its product as uncharacterized. Bases 1 to 1941 code for a protein of 646 amino acids. The record is from RefSeq and is a predicted model, not a curated record. The transcript has 4 exons. NCBI's taxonomy places the organism in Eukaryota, Metazoa, Arthropoda, Insecta, Diptera, Culicidae.